Mytilus californianus (California mussel) is the source of this 2018-nucleotide messenger RNA. RefSeq names its product baculoviral IAP repeat-containing protein 3-like. The coding region runs from base 77 to 1972 and encodes 631 amino acids. Gene Ontology annotation, cellular component: cytoplasm; nucleus. The record is from RefSeq and is a predicted model, not a curated record. The transcript is spliced from 6 exons. Lineage: Eukaryota; Metazoa; Mollusca; Bivalvia; Mytilida; Mytilidae. Gene Ontology annotation, molecular function: ubiquitin protein ligase activity; cysteine-type endopeptidase inhibitor activity involved in apoptotic process. Gene Ontology annotation, biological process: regulation of cell cycle; negative regulation of apoptotic process; positive regulation of protein ubiquitination.
UGAAAAAAACGUCCUCCAAACAUAGCAUAUAUGUUGUCAAUCAAGAAAUCAAGCAUUAUAAAUUAUACCUAUCGACAUGGCCGUACCAUACACCGAUGAUGAGAUAUCUAGCAAAAAGAAAAUUGAAAAACAGGAACAAAAUGAAGAUGAUGAACAUAAAAAUCAAACCGGACGUCCAAGGAUAGAAAAACAAUGUAUUGAUAUUGAAACCAAUACAAACAACAGGAAUAAUAAUUCUUUAUCUUGUCUUUUUAUAUUCUUACUUAGUUUGUUUUCGUAUACUCGUAUAAUUGAAGUUAAUUACAAAAAGCAUAUGAUGCGAAAUAUAGCUAGCAUAAAGGUGAAAUGGAAAGCAGAUGAUAAAAUGUUUUCACGGCAGACGAAACAUUCAAAAACAAAAUGGAUAUUUGAUAAUAUUGUAAAACCUUUGCGCUCUUUUCCUCAUAAUGUGUAUUAUACUUAUCCUUUCUUUCCUCAAGACUUCAGUUCAUUUUAUCAAAACGAAAGGAAAUUACAAAUUUCGGAAACUAUGAAAUUCGAAGGAGCUCGAUUUGCAUCUUUUUCAACGUUUCCAGAUAUUCCAGGAAUUUAUGUUACAAGGUUGGCAGCAGCGGGAUUUUAUUAUACCGGAACAGGAGAUGAAGUUAUGUGUCACAGUUGUGGUGCUAUAUACAAAAAUUGGAAAUGUAAUGAUUCAGCAGUUGAUAUUCAUAAACGAAUUUCUCCUCAUUGUUCAUUUUUGUUAGAUAAAAAUGAUAAAGAAAAGGAAAAUCAAGGUGCGUGUGGAAGUAAUGUUAUUGAAGCAGAUAAUAAGGGUGCAAGUAAAAGCUACAAAACCUGGUACCAGACCACUGUUUUGGGAGAUGAUAGAACAGUCGACAAUAAAGUCCCACGAAAUAUAGAUAGUUGUUCUUCAAUUGAUUUUGACAGUGCUGCUGUCGGAAGCAGUGUCCAUAAAGAAUCUGCUUCUGCUAAUGACAAUUCUCCAAACUUGAUAAAAAUAAAUCAAAGCAAUGGUGACAUGUCGAGUAUAUCUGGGAUCGUUACACAAGAGGCAGCGUCAAGAACUACAUUACAUACUGAAAAUAGUUUAACAAAAGAGACCCCAACCCUAGGAAUAUGUUUAGAUAAACCUAAAUAUCCAAAGUACGCCGUAAGAUCAAUCAGGCUAGAUUCUUUCAUAUAUUGGCCAAAACAUCUAACGCAGUCUCCUGAGGAAAUGUCUUUAGCAGGAUUCUUUUUCACAGGCAUAGACGACCACUGUCGGUGCUUUUUCUGUGGAGGAGGACUAAGAAGCUGGGAACCAGGGGAUCAUCCUUGGAUAGAACAUGCUCGCUGGUACCAGAACUGUGCUUUUGUGCAAAAUUGUAAAGGGGAUACAUUUGUAGAAGACGUACAAAUGAACAGAUUCAUACCGACAACAAAACAGGACAAGAAAGAAAGCAGUGGACAAACUAGUUUACAAAACGAAAAUAGAAAAACAUUGAAGAAUAAAGAUUUUGGGAGUCAUCCUGCUGUUCUGUCUGUUUCAGAAUUCGGAUAUGAUGAAAGUUUAAUAAAGAGAGCUUAUGAUUCCAUCCAGAGAGCAGGAACGACAGGUAUGGCACUACCAUAUAAGAGGGAUAUCACUGGCACAUUAUUACUUGAAAAAAUAUUCCAGUUAGAGGAAAGUUCUAAGAUUGACAAACCUUCAGGACAGCAACAAAACUCAUUGAAAGAAACUUCUGUGGAAAAAAACAAGCAAGAAAUCACAGUAGACCCUGAACUUGAAUUGUCUGUCAGAAGUUUGGAAGAAGAAAAUCAGAAUUUAAGAGAUCAGCAGACAUGUAAAAUAUGCCUGGACGAACCAAUCGCUAUCGUUUUUCUUCCAUGUGGACAUCUUGCAUCUUGUGUGAACUGUGCUCCUGCUCUUCGAAGAUGUCCUAUAUGUCGUGCCUUUAUUAAAGGAACAGUAAAGGCCAUUUUGAGUUAAACUAACUGUUUAAAUUGAUUACGGGCAUUUAAAAUAUAUUACAUAA